UAUGAGUAAUAAAAAGUGAAGAAAGGGGAAAAUACUAGAAAAAAAUAUCUGAUUGUAAUGGAUAGAACGAUAGAAUUUGCAUUUACAUACAUAUGUAAAAAAUAAAAAAAUAAAAAAUGUGUGUGGGGGACUGACUGUAACGUUGAUCUGGCAAAUGGAUAAGAGCGAGUCAGCUGAUUAUUGCUUUAAUUAAAAUAGAAUUCCUAUUUAAAAAAUGAAAACAGUAAAGUUUAAUUAUUUAUUCACAAAAUCGCUAAUCUAAUUUUAUUUUUUUUAAUUUUUUCAAAUUUUUUAAAAAUCUUUUUGUAAACUCUAGAAACUUUUAAAAUGCCGAAUUUUAAUUUUUUAAUAAUUUCAUUUGCGGAAAUCUUUUUGUUUUGUGCUGGUGAGGUGAUUAAUUGGAAGUCUGAUUAUUCAGAAUUCCGUCCAAGUGAUGGUGCCGGAGGCAAGACGCUUACUCCAAAAAAUGUUCCAAAUAAGGAAGAAGGUGUUUGUGGUGAUAAACUUUAUAGUUUAUUGAAGCAUUGUGCACAACAGAGCUUUUAUGUAGGCUUAAAUCGACCCAGAUCUGAAUUCGCCGGUAUUCUAUGUGACAAUGUUUUCAAUUUUUCCAAAUUCUAG
Molecule: messenger RNA, 621 nt
Organism: Meloidogyne enterolobii
Lineage: Eukaryota; Metazoa; Nematoda; Chromadorea; Rhabditida; Meloidogynidae
Source: the annotation of a GenBank genome assembly